This is a messenger RNA of Phycodurus eques (leafy seadragon), 4654 nucleotides long. It is a transcript of the gene hectd2, whose product is annotated as HECT domain containing 2. Gene Ontology annotation, biological process: protein polyubiquitination. Gene Ontology annotation, molecular function: ubiquitin protein ligase activity. Lineage: Eukaryota; Metazoa; Chordata; Actinopteri; Syngnathiformes; Syngnathidae. The coding region runs from base 484 to 2739 and encodes 751 amino acids. The record is from RefSeq and is a predicted model, not a curated record. The transcript is spliced from 22 exons.
UUUAGUUUUAUAUAUAUGAUAAAUUUACAAAUUGAAAAAUAGUUUUCUUUUACAGAUAUUUGAAUUUCAAUUUGAAAUAAAUUAACCAAUGACUUAACAAGGUAGGUCAUGAAUUUUUUUCCUAACCAAGCAUGAUUUCGUCCAGGAUUUGAGAGAAGGGCUCGGUCCGUAAGUGGCCCCCGGACCUGACUUUUCCCCACCCGCCCACGGCCGCGCACGCGCACGCGCACGCGCACGCGUCCUCUCCUCCACUUCCAGGCUCCUCCCCCUUUCCCAACAUGGCGGCGGCGGGCGGCCACGCGCCCUGUCCCUUCGACUUCCGCUCGCCCAGCGGCCACUUUGUGCAGUGAUUGCGCGCGCGUGUUCUUUGCGUUCUUUGUUGUUUGUGUUGUUUUUUGUUGGGUUCCCCGAGACAUGAAAAAGAAGCUCCCGCAUUCCACGCGCGCGGCGAGAAGAUGGCAGUGAACUUUGGAACCCUUGACGAUGGAUCGCCAAGAUUGCGGAGUGACGAGCUGCAGGGAGCGCGAGAAGCUGCCGCCGAUCUACAGCGUCCCGGCUCGCGGCUCCAAACCUCCGUUGCCGUCUCCGGGCACCCUCGUCGACACGCUCAACCACAGAAGGGGUCGGGUUAGAGACGCCGACACGCCCGCCACGCCGCCGGGACUCAAGCACGUGCGGGACCUUCCCCCGAUCGGCGGCGGCCCCGCGCGCCCGAAGCAGCGAGCGUCCGUCGACACGCUGCCCCCGAAGGUCAAAGCGCCGUUCCCGUGUGAGCCCGUCAUCCCGCUGCGCACCAAGACCGCCAAAGAAUUCCUCGAGGAGGCCGAGCGCGCCGCACUGUCCGGCGACUGGCGCGAGGUUCGGGACUUCUACCUGACGACCUUUGACUCUUUCAUCGAGCUCAACGCCGCUUUCAAGCGGGAGGCCAACGCCCCCUUCGACACCAUCGAAGACUCGGGCGUCGACGGCGAGUUCGUCAACGCCGUCUACGACGCGCUGCUCCAAACCCCUGCGGACAUCCAGAAGUCGGUGCUGAAGGGAAUCAUCAACAGUCUUCUGCGGGAGUGGAAAGGGCCUCGGACUAAAGACGACCUGCGCGCUUACUUCAUCCUGGUUCAGAACCCUCAGUAUUCCAGCACCGGCACGUACGUGAUCUACGCUCACCUGUUGAGGCAGAUGGCCGCCCUUUCCGAGGCCGAUCAUCACUUCCUGGCGCACUGGCUGAAAAAGUUGUCGUCCCGCCGCUUCCGUCAGCCGGUGGAGCGCCUCCUGCAGUUCAUCUCCGCUCGACUUUUCCCGGCCGAGCCCGACGAGCUUCCCCCCGCCUCCAAGUGCGCCUGGUGGAUCCCGUCGGCCACCAAAGUGCUCGCCCUCUUCAAUGCGGCCAACAGCGUGUCGUCUCCUCCCAUCAUGCCGUUCACCGACUUCUACAACAUCGCGCUGGAGCACAUCGACUUCAUGGACGAGUACCGGAUCUGGCAGAGCUACGGAAACUCCAGCAGGUUCUCCUUCUGCCAGUUUCCCUUCAUCCUGUCCACGGUGGUGAAGAAGGCCAUCAUCCAGAAGGACUCGGAGCAGCAGAUGAUCAGCCAGGCCCGGCAAAGCCUGGUGAGCAAAGUGUCUCGACGUCAGCGCGUGGACAUGAACCUGGUCUUCCUCAACAUCAAAGUACGACGGGCGCAACUCCUCGCAGACUCGCUGGAUGAGUUGAGCAGGAAGCGGUGCGACCUGAAGAAGAAGUUACGCGUGACGUUCGUGGGGGAGGCGGGGCUGGACAUGGGCGGGCUGACCAAGGAGUGGUUCCUGCUGCUCGUGCGCCAGAUCUUCCACGCCGACUACGGCAUGUUCACGUACACGGAGUCUCGCUGUCAUUGGUUCAGCAGCUGGAAGUGUGACAACAACUAUUCGGAAUUUCAGCUCAUUGGGACCGUGAUGGGCUUGGCCGUUUACAACAGCAUCGCUCUGGACAUCCGCUUCCCGCUCUACUGCUACAGGAAGCUGCUGACUCCGCCCACCGCACCGUGUGACCAGGACGCCUCGGUCGGCACGGCGACCGCCACCUUGGACGACCUGCGGCAGAUCAUGCCGGAGCUGGCUCACGGUUUGGACGAGCUGCUGAACUUUGACGGGAACGUGGAGGAAGACUUGUGCCUCACAUUCCAGGUGUGGCAGGAGGAAAUGGGCGCGGUCAAGUCGUACAACCUGAGGCCGGGAGGAGACAAGAUUCCUGUCACCGAACAAAACAGGAAAGAGUACGUGCAGCUGUACGUGGACUUCCUUCUGAAUAAAUCCAUCUACAAGCAGUUUGCUGCCUUCUACCACGGAUUCCACAGCGUCUGCGCGUCCGACGCCCUCAUGCUGCUGCGUCCGGAGGAAGUGGAGAUGUUGGUGUGCGGCAGUCCUCAGCUGGACAUGAGCGCUCUGCAGAAGGCGGCGCACUACGAAGGAUACAGCAAGAGCGACGCCACCGUCAGGAGUUUCUGGGAGGUGGUGCUGUCGUUCCCGAUGGAUCUUCAAAAGAAGCUUCUUCACUUCGCAACAGGAAGUGACCGCGUUCCCGUGGGAGGAAUGGCCGACCUCAACUUCAAAAUUUCCAAGAUCGACGCACCCACCGACUGGCUUCCCGUGUCGCACACGUGUUUCAACCAGAUCUGCCUGCCGCCGUAUCGCAGCAGGAAGGAGCUCAAACACAAACUGACCAUCGCCAUCUCCAACGCAGAGGGCUUCGGCCUCCAGUGACCCCACCGACGCCCAGGCCUCCCGUUGGGCGCCGGUGACGCUCGCGCCCCUUAGCGCUUUUUGUUUAGCUGCUUUUAUUUAAAGAGACAAUUUGUUAGUUUGCUUCUAUUGAAUGGCAUCAUUUGGAAGCACCUGAGCAAGUUAGCGCAACUAGCAAGUCAGGAGAUGUUAAUAGAGCUAAGCUAUAUGCUAAGGAAGUUAGCAGCUAUUGUGUGAAAUGUCGCUCGUCUAAAGUUUGUUUGUUGUUUGACAUUGCGGCGCGCUGAGACGCCACAGCAGCAGAAGCCUUUUGACUGACAGCUGUUAGAUUAAUAGCGACAACACCGACGCGUGUUAGUUUUAGCAUUAGCUUAGGAGUAGACAGAGCAGGAAGUGUCACCGAAGCACACGAAAAACUAGACAACUCGAACAGACAACUACAACCUAGCGACCUAGCAACAGCCGGCAACUGUUACCUGGCGAUGACUGACGAUGACUCGAACCUGAAGACAACAAGCGGAAGACGACAACCUGAAAACUAGACCCCUGUGACUACAACCUGACCACGACAACCGGACAUCUCGAACCUACCAACAAGAACAUGACAAGUGCUACCUGACAACUUCAAACUGAUGACUACAUCAGUGACCUUGAUGACCUUGACUCGAACCUGAGGAAUAUAAGAUGACCACUAGUAGCUGAUGACUCGAACCUGAUGACUUGAAUCUGACUACUGUAAGCAGACAACUAGGACCAAGGACAUGACAACUGCAAUCUGAUGACAAACCUGAUGCUUAGAACCUGCAGACUAGAACCUGAUGAAGACAAAAGCCUGGUGACUAGAACCUGACCAUUAAAAGCUAACAACUCGAACCUAGCACCAAGAAUAUGACAAUUGCAAUCGGAUAACAAACAAGAUGACUAGGAGCUGAUGACUAGAAUCUGAAUCUCAAUUUGUUGAUGUUUGACUUUGUGGCGAGUCAAAGAAAACAGAGCUGCAGCAGAAGCCUUUUGAUUGACAGCUGCAACACUGACGUGUGUUAGCUUAAGCACUAGCUUAGCAGUAGACAGAGCAGGAAGUGUGAGCUGAAGAAGUGCAAAUAAACCAGGAAGCGGUCAGGAACCAGUAAAGUUGUCCCUCAAACUGUGGCUGCGCCUCCGAUGUUCUGCUGGCCUGGUUUCCAAGGUAACGUUGGCAGCUUCCCAAAUCGGCGCUUGGCCAGGAGCCGAGGUGUCUAAUGUGGGUCGGAACCCCGCCCCUCCGCCGCCCGGAAUUUCCAAUGCCCCCGCUAACAACGAGCUCCUUUGUCUCGCUCACUCCAAAGUACCCCCCAAGUCUACAACACGACCGCCAGAAACGGAAGACUCGAACUAAAACUAAAAACUGGAGACUAGAAUUUGAUAACUCAAAACCAAUGACGAGAACCUGAGGAUUAGAAGCCGAUGACUAGAAAGCGACGGCUAGAAGACGGCCACCGCAACCUCAUAACUAGUACCUGGUGACUAUAAGACGGCUCCAAGAUGAUGACAAGAACCUGACAACUAGAAGCUGCUUACUUGAACCGUACAACUAGUAUCUGGUGACUAGAAGUUGGUGACAAGAACCUGACAAAUAGAUUGACUUUACUGGAACUGACAACUAGAAGCCGAAUACCGGAACCCGAAAACGGGAACCUGGCGACAAAAAGCUGCUGACCUGAACCUGGUAACUAGAAGUCAAUGACUAGGACCCGGCCACCAGAACUUGACAACUAGAAGCUGGUUACUAGAAUCCAACGACUCGCACCAGGUCACGAGGAGAUGUUCGUUUGUUCUUGGCGAAGAGGAGACAGUUGCGUUGAGGCUAGCGUGCGGCGCGUGUUCACUUCCUGUGUGGUGUCUUCUUCGUCGCCGUCGAUGUACAAUUUUGACAUUAAAAGUUUUCAUUGAAACUUAA